GCCUACAAGUCUAUGACCGGGCUACUAGACGUGUGAUACAGUGCCAUCAUCCUAGGGCCGUAGAGUCCCAUCCCAUCAGAGCAGCAGAGACAAAGAAUGAGAGGGCAAAUCAGGGCAUCCUACAGGCCUUCCGUUCGGUGGCUCCACUUGCUUCUUCUCUCCCUCCUCCGCCUUCCCGUGGUAUCCAUGCUUGCUUCUUCAAGUUCCAGCAACACAUCAGCGUUGUGAGCCUUGAGUACUACUCCCUUCCGGCCUGCAUUGCAGUGAGACAUAAGUAGGCGGCGAGAUGAGCAAUUCCUGUGAGUGCUGCAAGAGAUACUGGACUCAUUUGCAUGGAAAGGUCAAGUGUUUCUUCACGCACAUGGAUAGACACUCUAGGCAUAGCAUGGUCAUACCAGAGAGAUUUGUGAACUAUUUCGCGUGGAAGCUGUCAGGAACCAUUGAACUAGAAGCCCCCAACGGCAAUGUGUACGAUGUUGGAAUUACUGAGCGUAGGAACAAAACAUUACUCAGAUCUGGGUGGGAGGCGUUUGUCGAUGCCAACCAUAUAGUAGAGAACGACUCAUUGAUGUUCCGAUACCGUGGAAGUUGUCGCUUCAAGGUUGUGGUCUUUGAUUCUAGUGGUUGUGAGAAAGUGGUGUCCUGUGCUCGCAUACUGACCAAUAUUAGUGAUCAAGAACCAAGCACAAAUUCUGCAGACAUUUCGACCAGUUUCAGUGAUGGUAAUACUCCUUCGUCAGCACGAGCACGAUCAGAUGAUUGCCAGAGUGGAAGCUCAGGCCACCGUAGAAAACGAGCAAAGAAAGAUGUGAUAUCUUAUCCUUCGGAGGGAGAAGACAGUCCAGAUGAGCACAAGUCAUCUGAAUCCGAAGAUAUUGAACAUAUUCGAUUAACACCCGAGCAUGAUGAUACAGACCCCUGCAUGAUGCCAAUGGGUACCCGUCUAACGCAAGUGCAGGAGAAGAAAGUUCUAAAGAAAGUAGGAGCCAUUGCAUCCGAUCUGCACAUCUACGUCGCAGUCAUGACCAGGCGCAUUGUCCUCGUCUCCCUAACCUUCGCCACACAAUACUCUGAAACGUACCUUCGGAAGGGGAGCCGGAGUUUGGUGCUUCAGGCUGAGGGGAAGAGCCAGCGAUGGCAUACUGAGUUGCACGACACCAAACGGACCCUGAGGAUAUGUCGAGGCUGGACUUCUUUUGCCAGAGACAACAACCUGCGGGAGAGGGACAUCUGCCUCUUCGAGCUAAUGAAAAACGAGGGGGAGCAGAAGAAGAUGAUGGUCUAUAUCAUUCGCCGUGAGCGUUGCUAGUUUCACGCUCUUGACAAGAGGCAGAGAGGUCUCUGCUCUUUGUGCUGGCAUUUUGUAUGUUGCUGAUGGGGCUCUUUGCUGCUUUUGUGAUCUGGAAGUAGAACUAUGGGCAUGGCCACUCUGGAAUGAGUAACAAACCUAUAUCUGCAUGGCAAACUAGAAACUUAGUUUUAAACAUAAACAGGUUGUGAUUUCUUUCUUCAGUGGCAGCCCUAUUUUGUGGCAUGAAUUUAAACUAGUUGUGCUGACAACGUUUGUAUGAGGAAGCCACUUAAUUGUUUGUAUCCUCUGAAGUUUGUUGAACUCAUGAUGCCUAGUUUCUUAGUUCACUUGUGUACUUCCCUUGGGUUGAUGCAAAUUCAGUGCAUAUCAGAAUGUACUCUACUCACUACGGUAAAUCCAACCACAAAGAAUAUCCAGGAAUUAGUGAGACAGCAUUCAAGAAGAAGGACCGAGUGGAAGAUCGCAAGACAAUUCGUCUGGAUGGAUGGCUCUUGUCUUCAAUGUCACUUCUAUUUUAUUUUAUUUCCUUUUUGGCCUAGACAU
Messenger RNA from Triticum aestivum (bread wheat), 1855 nucleotides. Its product is annotated as B3 domain-containing protein Os03g0619600. The coding region runs from base 287 to 1309 and encodes 340 amino acids. The record is from RefSeq and is a predicted model, not a curated record. The transcript is spliced from 5 exons. NCBI's taxonomy places the organism in Eukaryota, Viridiplantae, Streptophyta, Magnoliopsida, Poales, Poaceae. Gene Ontology annotation, molecular function: DNA binding.